AUGACAACCGUGGCUGAGUUUAUAGCAGCUAUCUUGCUCUGGGAUCAACUCCCAGAGUGGAAAUUGCUACAGGGCAGUCUGGCCUUUCUCCAGGAUUGCUGCCUUACCUUUCUCCAGCCUCCUUGCUCUCUCCUUGCAGGAAAACACUCCAUCAGUGUGACGGCACUGACGUCUCCAGGGAACAUUGGCCAGCGCAGCAUCCUGGGCUGCACUUUUGAGCCUGACAUCCGGAUGGACAGCAUAGCAAUCCAGUGGGCCAAGGAGGGAGUAGCUGGGCUGGUUCACGAGUUUAAGGGUGGGAAGGACCACCUGCAAGGACAAGAUCCGUCAUUUCAGGGCCGCACGGCCGUGUUUGUGGACCAGGUGAUCGGUGGGAAUGCUUCCCUGGAGCUGAGGGAUGUGCAGCUCUCCGAUGCUGGCACCUACCAGUGCUCCGUCACCACAGCCAGAGGGAGUGGGGCAGCGGUGCUGCAGUACAGGACAGGAGCCUUCAGCAUGCCCGUGGUGCAGGUGGAGAACAGCAGCCAUGGGGACACACUGCAGUGCGAAGCCCCGCACUGGUUCCCCUGCCCUGCCGUGCGCUGGACGGCCUACAGUGACACUGGGGAGUGCCUGUCCCACACUGCCAACACCAGAUACGAGCUGAACCCUGGAAACAUCACUGUGAGGGUGGUUUCCCUCCUGCACAGCGUCACUGCUAAUGCCACCUACACCUGUGUGAUUGAAAACAGCAUUGCCAAGGCUAUGGGCAGCAUCACAGUGACAGCCUCUCACUAUUCUUCUGCUACAGAUUUCAGCAUUACAAAGGUGACUAACUUGCAGCUGGUGAGCCUGAAUGCAGAGUCAGUGUCAUCCUCCUUUCCAGCCUGUCACUGGAUGCUUCUGCUUCCUUUGUACCUGCUGUCAUUAUAAAGCAAUUGGAAACUCUGCUGGACCUGCAGGUAAGUUUGGGAAGGGAAACUCA
Molecule: messenger RNA, 964 nt
Organism: Parus major (Great Tit)
Lineage: Eukaryota; Metazoa; Chordata; Aves; Passeriformes; Paridae
Gene: VTCN1
Product: V-set domain containing T cell activation inhibitor 1
Exons: 4
Coding region: 1-912 (303 amino acids)
Source: RefSeq, a predicted model, not a curated record